AUGGACUUAGGAAAUCUUGGGAAGGUUAUGACUCUUCCACAAUUCGGAGGACUUCCUCAAUGGGCUGUUGUUGGUGACACAUUCCCUGUUGGGUGUGCGUUUGAUGAAUCUAACGUACACCACAAGUAUUUUCUGGAAAACCCUGAUUUUCACAACAAGGCCUACAACACCAAAACUGGGAUUUACAGUCAAGGAUGUGGACUAAACAACGUCAUGAUGUCAUGGGGUCAUGACGACUACAUGUACAUGGUGGCUAAAGAGAAUGGAAGCACUUUGCCGUCCGCAGGACAAUUUAUCAUACGAUACCAUUCCUUUUACCCAUUGCACACGGCUGGAGAAUACGCCCAUCUUAUGAACGAGGAAGACAAGGAGAACCUCAAGUGGCUGCACGUUUUCAACAAGUACAACCUUCAUAGCAAAAGCAAGGUUCAGAUUAAUAUUGAGAAAGUGAAGCCUUAUUACAUGUCUCUUAUUGAGAAGUAUUUUCCGGAGAACUUGAGGUGGUGA
This is a messenger RNA of Capsella rubella, 507 nucleotides long. RefSeq names its product inositol oxygenase 4. Lineage: Eukaryota; Viridiplantae; Streptophyta; Magnoliopsida; Brassicales; Brassicaceae. The record is from RefSeq and is a predicted model, not a curated record. The coding region runs from base 1 to 507 and encodes 168 amino acids. Gene Ontology annotation, cellular component: cytoplasm. Gene Ontology annotation, biological process: inositol catabolic process. The transcript has 8 exons. Gene Ontology annotation, molecular function: iron ion binding; inositol oxygenase activity.